AUGGUAGAAGAGGAAUUGGAACUGGAUAGAUUCACAGGUGAUCCAGUAGGUUGCCACAGCCGAUCACGAAGUCCCGGGGAUUCCGCGACCGAGUCGGCCAUAUUCGUGCGGUUUGCGGCUUCCAACGGUCGUCGCAACACUGUUGACGGAGUAACCGAGGCAAAUGAGGUGGAAUGUUGUGCAGAGUUCGAGGUAGAUGGAUUGGAACUGGGCGAUUUGAUAAGGCAACGUGAUUCAAGCAAACGAGCAAGCAGAGAUUUGCCGUUCCAGAUCGAGUCACCGGCUGGAGCACACGUUGGGCCGGAGCUCGGGGAGACAGAAUCCGCGGGGACAGAGGGUUUGAUUGGGAUGUUUGAAGCCGGCAGGGGUGAAUUGUCUGAUCCGUUGGGUAUCGGUUUGUUUUGCUGUAAGAAGUGUGUGAAGCAAUUUAGGUGA
Molecule: messenger RNA, 435 nt
Organism: Echinostoma caproni
Lineage: Eukaryota; Metazoa; Platyhelminthes; Trematoda; Plagiorchiida; Echinostomatidae
Source: the annotation of a GenBank genome assembly